AGGGUGUAGAUUAGCACGGUUUGAGCGGGUUUAAGUAGCAGUUUUAACGAAACAGAAAUAAACUUUUUGUGAGUGGUUGGUAACGCUGAGUAGUUAGUGGGCUGUACCAUGUGAGCGGAGGGCGGGGGAGUGUUUGAUCCAUCAGCAGCCGCUGCCAAAACAGAUAGGCUGCGUCUGCGAGACUGCGACUGAAGCCGUAUCCUGAAUUAGACAUGGCCGCGACCGGAGUUCUCCCCUUUAUCAGGGGAGUAGACCUAAGUGGGAACGACUUUAAGGGGGGUUAUUUUCCUGAGCAUGUCAAGUCUAUGAGCAGCUUGCGAUGGCUGAAGCUGAACAGAACGGGGCUUUGCUAUCUUCCAGAGGAACUGUCCUCCCUGCAGAAACUGGAACAUUUGUCCGUGAGUCACAACAGCCUGACGACGCUGCAUGGAGAAUUGUCAAGUCUUCCCAACCUGAGGGCAGUUGUGGCCAGAGCUAACAACUUGAAGAACUCUGGUGUUCCCGAUGAUAUUUUUCAGCUGGAUGAUCUUUCUGUGCUGGAUCUGAGCUACAACCAACUAACAGAAAUCCCUCGGGACUUGGAGAACUCCAGGAACAUGUUAGUCUUAAACCUCAGUCACAAUAGCAUUGAUAACAUACCAAAUCAGCUGUUCAUUAACCUCACUGAUCUGCUGUACCUGGACCUAAGUGACAAUAAUUUGGACAGUCUUCCUCCUCAGAUGAGACGCUUGGUCCAUUUGCAGACCCUCAUACUCAAUAAUAAUCCGCUUAUGCAUGCACAGCUGAGGCAGUUACCUGCUAUGGUGGCCCUUCAAACCCUCCAUUUAAGGAACUCUCAGCGUACUCAGAAUAAUAUGCCCACGAGUCUGGAGGGCCUCACCAAUCUAGCAGAUGUGGACUUGUCCUGCAAUGAUCUGUCUCGGGUACCAGAAUGCUUGUAUUCACUGGCUAAUCUCAAACGGCUAAAUCUGAGCAGCAAUCAGAUUUCUGAACUGUCGCUGUGCAUAGAUCAGUGGACAAAACUCGAGACGCUCAACCUUUCUAGAAAUAAGCUCACAUCCCUGCCUUCUGCCAUUUGCAAGCUGUCUAAGCUGAAGAAGCUGUAUGUGAACUCAAACAAAAUUGAUUUUGAUGGGCUUCCGUCUGGUGUAGGAAAAUUGUCCAACCUGGUUGAGUUCAUGGCUGCAAAUAAUAAUUUGGAACUUGUUCCUGAGGGACUUUGCAGGUGUGGAAAAUUGAAAAAGCUGGUUUUGAACAAGAACCGCCUUGUGACAUUACCAGAGGCCAUUCAUUUCCUCAAUGACCUGGAGGUUUUGGAUGUCCGUGAGAAUCCAAAUCUAGUAAUGCCCCCUAAACCAGUGGACAGGACAGCUGAGUGGUACAACAUAGACUUCUCAUUGCAAAACCAACUGCGAUUGGCUGGUGCAUCUCCAGCCACUGUGGCAGCAGCUGGUGGAGGAAAUAGCCCAAGAGACCAUAUGGCCAGAAAGAUGAGGCUAAGGAGACGCAAGGACUCAACCCAGGAUGAUCAGGCUAAACAGGUGCUGAAGGGAAUGUCAGACGUGGCUCAGGAGAAGAAUAAAUCCAUCGAGGAGAAUGGAGACUUGAAAUACUCUGAUCUAAAAACCAAACGAUGGGACAAGAAGCUAGAGAAACCUCCUCUGGAUUACUCUGAGUUCUUCAUGGAGGAUGUGGGGCAGAUCCCUGGUGUUUCCGUUUGGCAGAUAGAAAACUUUAUACCCAUCCAGGUGGACGAGGCCUUCCAUGGGAAGUUCUAUGAGGCAGACUGUUACAUUGUUCUCAAGGCGUACUUGGAUGACAAUGGAUCCCUGAACUGGCAGAUCUAUUACUGGAUCGGGCAGGAAGCUACCCUUGAUAAGAAAGCCGGCUCUGCCAUCCAUGCUGUCAACCUCCGUAAUUAUUUGGGUGCUGAGUGCAGGACUAUCAGAGAGGAGAUGGGAGACGAGAGUGAAGAAUUCACUGCAGUGUUCAACAACGAGAUUUCUUAUAUUGAGGGUGGAACUGCCAGUGGAUUUUACACAGUAGAAGAUACUCAAUACCCAACCAGAUUGUACAGGGUUUAUGGGAAAAAGAACAUCAGAUUAGAGUCUGUGCCUCUGAAAGCAUCCUCACUCGAUCCUCGGUUUGUCUUUUUGGUGGACACUGGUCUUGAAAUAUUUGUUUGGAGAGGAGGCAAUGCAACACUUGCUGGUACUACAAAAGCCAUCCGUAAUCUGGAGGGCACAGAGUGCCAGGUCUUCAAAUCCAAGUUCAAGAACUGGGAUGACGUGUUGAAGGUGGAUUAUACCAGGAACGCAGAGAGUGUGAAGCAAAAAGAGGGCUUGACUGGAAAGGUGAAGAAGGAUGCAGAGCAGAAGGACCAGAUGAAAGCUGACCUAACAGCUCUGUUCCUUCCUAGACAGCCAGCGAUGCCUCUCACAGAAGCGGAGCAGAUGAUGGAGGAGUGGAACGAGGAUUUGGAUGGCAUGGAGGGAUUCGUUCUGGAGGGAAAGAAGUUUGCCCGUUUACCAGAGGAGGAGUUUGGUCACUUUUAUACUCAGGAUUGCUACGUAUUUCUCUGCAGGUACUGGGUGCCAGUGGAGUAUGAGGAUGAUCAGGAGAAAGACAAAGAGAAAGGAGAAGGAGACGAUGAGGACAAACAUCAUGAAGAAGACUUCCAGUGUGUGGUUUACUUCUGGCAGGGCCGUGAGGCAUCCAACAUGGGCUGGCUGACCUUCACUUUCAGCCUGCAGAAGAAGUUUGAAAGCUUGUUCCCAGGCAAACUGGAGGUUGUGAGGAUGACCCAGCAGCAGGAGAAUCUUAAGUUCUUGUCACAUUUCAAGAGGAAGUUCAUCAUCCACAAAGGCAAGAGGAAGCUAAAAGUGGACAGUGUGCAGCCAAGUUUAUACCACAUCAGGACAAAUGGAAGUGCGCUAUGCACCAGGACUAUUCAAAUAGCCACAGAUUCCAGUAACCUCAACUCUGAAUUCUGCUUCAUAUUGAAGGUGCCAUUUGAAAGUACAGACAACCAGGGAAUAGUGUACACGUGGGUGGGCCGAGCAGCAGACCCAGAUGAAGCUAAACUGGCAGAAGACAUCAUGAACACCAUGUUUGACGACACCUACAGCAAACAGGUGAUAAAUGAAGGAGAAGAGCCAGAAAAUUUCUUCUGGGUUGGCAUCGGUUCACAGAAGCCAUAUGAUGAAGACGCAGAGUACAUGAAAUACGCUAGACUGUUUAGGUGCUCCAAUGAGAAGGGUUACUUUGCUGUAUCAGAGAAGUGCUCAGACUUCUGUCAAGAUGACCUGGCCGAUGACGACAUCAUGCUUUUGGACAAUGGGAAAGAGGUUUAUAUGUGGGUUGGCACACAGACAAGCCAGGUGGAGAUUAAACUGAGCUUGAAGGCUUGUCAGGUCUAUAUUCAGCACAUGAGGUCCAAGGAUGCAGAGCACCCCAGAAAACUGCGCCUGGUGCGCAAGGGCAACGAGCCUCACUGUUUCACCCGUUGUUUCCACGCAUGGAGCGCCUUCAAGACCGCACCUGCAUAAAUCAGCCUCGCACUUCACACCGCACACAGUCUGUCUGAAUACAGUAAUGAGCAUUAGGGUUCAGAAAACAACGCCACUUACAACAGACCUUCCAUUAUUAUUGUGCACUGCAUCACUCUCUUUAAAAAGCUCACAUAUAUAUUUGCUAACUGAAGCAAUAUUAUUGAAUUUUAUAUUUAUGUGUAGAUUUAAAAUCAAAGGAAGAGUCUAAAUGAUACAGCACUUAGGUAAGCGUUACCUCAAGAGAUCAAAUGCUGUAUUCUUUAAGGGAUGUUUUAAGAAGAACAUAUCUGUUGAGGGAGAGUCUACUUUUUUUUUAACCAUCUGGCUGCACAAGUGUAGUGAAUUGUCAUACCUGUUUACAUUUUCUAAAUUUUGCAGCAGUUAUUUUAAAGACGACUCUUAAUAUCAUUUAUUUGGGCUACACUAUUCAUGUUUUAUUCAGUAGAUGCAUAUCACAUACUGCCAAAGUUUUCAGUUAUUGAAAGCACAACACCUAUGUCUGUUUCAGAUAUCACCUAAACAAAAUGCUGAUUUGGUGCCUCACACCAGUUUUUUUUUAUUUAUUAUUGUUUGCCUUUGAAUGUUUCUUUCCAUCAGCUUGAUCUGUUUUACUGCUUCACUUUUGGGAUGUUAUUUCUGAUGCCAAUGCUGAUGGAAUCAUGAAUUGCACAGUUUAUGUGGGAUGUUAUUUCAGUUAUUUACUUGUCCGAAUGAGAAUGAAUGCUUUUAUGCCCUUAAACUGUCCCAUGCAUCUAUACCAAUGCAGCAGAUAACUGGGUCGAACUCAGUGAUUUUAAUUUAAAAAAUAAAUCUGUAACAGGCAAUCCAGUGGUAGUAGUCUUCACAAAUCAAGGCUGUUUAAGCUAUUUAGCUGACACCGUUUCAUCACAGAUUUUUUUUUUUUUUUAAGAAUGUUUUUUAGAAUUUUGAAUAUUUGUAGAACUUGGACAGGGAAAUUUGUUUAGCCAAGGAAAUAAAUAUUCUUAUUUUAAUUAUGCUAAUCAAAUUUGUUAUGGCUGUCAUAAAAGGGAUUGGUAGAGGUAAAAUAAAUAUUUGCAUUUGACAGUGAGUUGCCCUUUUUUGAUUCUAUUAGUCACCGCAGCUUUUUUUGUCUGCAUAUAUAAAUGUAUUUCUAUGUGUACAAAUAUUUUCUGCCACUGAUUUCACCCGCAGAUGCUCUAUUUAUGUAUUUUGUAUUGAAUAAAGUUUCAUCGCACAUCU
Messenger RNA from Sinocyclocheilus grahami, 4772 nucleotides. Its product is annotated as FLII actin remodeling protein. The record is from RefSeq and is a predicted model, not a curated record. Bases 213 to 3548 code for a protein of 1111 amino acids. Gene Ontology annotation, cellular component: cytoplasm; actin cytoskeleton; nucleus. Gene Ontology annotation, molecular function: phosphatidylinositol-4,5-bisphosphate binding; actin filament binding. Gene Ontology annotation, biological process: myofibril assembly; actin filament severing; actin polymerization or depolymerization. The transcript is spliced from 27 exons. Lineage: Eukaryota; Metazoa; Chordata; Actinopteri; Cypriniformes; Cyprinidae.